AUGCUAACAAAUAAGAAAGAAAAAAUAAAGACUAAAUCCAUAGAACAAGCUCUUCAACAUUUUGAUCAUUUUUAUUCUGGAAUAUUUAAAACAAAAUGGCCUUCAAUUCGAUUAGCAUUGCAAUGUCCUUCAAAAUACUGUGCUUUUGUGAAUGCUUUCAGUGAUGUUGAAAGCACAGUAAAAACACUUGAAGAAUAUGGUGCUAUAAACUUAAAUAAUAUAUAUAACAAAAAUGUACAAAAGUGUCAAAAAGAAUCAAAUAAACAAGAGAAUAAAGAAAUAAUCAGUUCUUCAGGAAACAUUAACAACCCAGAUGAAAUUUUAGCUGAAGAAACAGAUGAUUUUAUAGAAACUGAUAAUAAAACUGUUUAUUCACCAGAAGCAAGUUAUGUUGCUGAAGGAGAAUAUAUCCCAGCAACUAAAUUAAAAUAUGAAGAAGAAAUUAUUGAUGAAAAUGAGUAUUUUUCUUUUUUAAAAUCAGAUUUGAGUUCAACUAUAAAUUCUGAAAGAGAGAGAAAUACAAGCUUUCCCAAAUCUUGGAAUAUUUAUGUAUAUCCUAGAGGAAAUAUAGAGAACUUUCCUGCUCCCAAAAAGGAUUCAUUAGAACUUUUCAGCUAUUAUUUAAUGGAUGGAGCAUCAAUAUUACCCGUUCUAGCUUUAAAUCCUCAACCUGGAGAAUUAAUAGGUGAUUUCUGUGCAGCACCUGGAGGAAAGACACUGGCUAUAUUAUUUUCACUUCACUUUGGUAAGUUUUAUAUCAUGCAAAAUGGAAAAUCCACCGUUUAUUACAUUAUAUAAAUUUAAUUAAUAUUUAAAUCAAAUAAUUUUAAAUAUCAUUUUUAUAGCAAAACAAUUAUCCAUUAAACUAAAAAAAAGUUACUCAAAAAACUCAAGAAAAAAAUUUAAAUUUAUUCAAUAUUAUAUAGUACAUAAUGAAAAAUAAUUUUAGAUAAUCUGAAACACUCACCAAUCCAAACAGGUUCAUGUCAAGAAGUUUGGAUUAGAAAGAUUCUACUGUACAAAGAAGUUAAGUUCAGUAUAUUAUAAAUUUUCAGGUGCAAAAGGAAUAGAAUUAUAAUAGUUUUUAAUUCUUGUAAUUUUAUUCUUUUGUUCCUAAAAAUAUUACAAGAAAGGUAAUAAAACAGUCAAAAACUAUUAAAUGGUGACAAAUA
Molecule: messenger RNA, 1172 nt
Organism: Centruroides sculpturatus (bark scorpion)
Lineage: Eukaryota; Metazoa; Arthropoda; Arachnida; Scorpiones; Buthidae
Product: 5-methylcytosine rRNA methyltransferase NSUN4-like
Exons: 3
Coding region: 1-798 (265 amino acids)
Molecular function (GO): methyltransferase activity
Source: RefSeq, a predicted model, not a curated record